AUGUCGCAACAAUCCGACGACUCCCAAACUGCCGCAGACUUUAUUAGAGACCAACUGCAGCUGGAGGCUGAUGCCCGCGAAGCUCUCCCUUAUAGCAUCGAGCAUUGCACCAAGCCACUUGGACCAUUGCUACAGAAUGUGUUCGCCUGUCUAACUUGCCAUCCGCCUCCCGAGAAUCCAUCCGAUCCCUAUAACCCUGCUGGCGUGUGCUACGCAUGCUCCGUCCAAUGUCACGGCGAGCAUGAAUUAGUUGAGAUCUUCCAAAAACGCAAUUUCACUUGUGACUGCGGUACAACUCGGUUCACUUCAGACCAGCAGUGCACUCUUCGAAUCAAUCCUGAUACCAACACAAAGGGAGGCGUCCACUCCGAACCGCCAGAUCCUAAUAACAAAUAUAACCAGAACUUCCGCAAUCGCUUUUGCUCCUGUUCUAUAUACUACAAUCCCAACGAACAGGUAGGUACUAUGUACCAAUGCCUCGGUCUCGGCACUCAUGAGACCGGUGGCUGCGGCGAGGAUUGGUAUCAUCCUGGCUGUCUUGUCGGUCUAGGGCCCAAGUGGUAUGAGAAGCAGAAAGCACAUAGCGCAAAUACCAAUAUUGAUAGCGCCAAUGGCAAUGGUACACUUCCCACUGUUUCUGAGAACGUCACUCAGGAGAACCGCCCGGAACAACAAGCCAAUGGCAACCAGGAAGCGCAAGAGGAGGAUGAAGAUCUCCCUCUACCAGAUAGCUUCCCCGCCGAAGAUACGUUCGAUCAUUUCAUCUGCUAUAAAUGCGUCGAAGCUUAUCCCUGGAUUAAGAGGUAUGCUGGAACGCCUGGAUUUCUCCCAGCAGUGUUCUUGCAAAAGAACAUUGAGAUAUCCUCUAAGAAGCGUAAGCUAGAAGGCGAUGAUGGCAUUGGAGAAGAUAGCGAACGUAACAAGCGCGUUAAGAAUGAGUCUGAAGAGGCGCAGACCGUUACACCUCCAGCCAAAUCACAUGAGAUUUCCCCGCAGAUCAAGAAUGAAGAUCAGAAGGAAAGCCAAGUUCCAUCCGCUAGAGAGUGCAAGGUGGCAUCUCUAUCUCCCGCGCCAAGUGGCCAAUUUUCGUUGUUCACCACUUCGGAUUUCCGUGACCGGCUUUGCCGAUGUGCCUCGUGCUUCUCAGAUCUUAAAGCUCACCCGCAACUCCUAGAAGAGGAGGAAGCAUACGAACCCCCUCUUUCGGACGGAGCAUCCGAACAAGGUUCGACUCAUGGUAGCGGCUCAUUAUAUGACCGUGGUGAGUCGGCUCUAAAGAAUGUGGAUCGCGUCCGUGCGAUCGAAGGCGUCAUGGCGUAUAACCAUCUAAAGGAACGCCUCAAGCCCUUCUUCCAGCAGUUCGCUGAAAGCGGCAAGGCGAUUGGCGCCGAAGACAUCAAAGAGUAUUUUGCUAAGCUCAGAGGCGACGAGCAAGCGAUCAAGGACGCGGGUGAGGCUGCAAAAGGGGAUCAUAGGCAGGAGCAGAGCGGUUACUAG
Molecule: messenger RNA, 1497 nt
Organism: Daldinia caldariorum
Lineage: Eukaryota; Fungi; Ascomycota; Sordariomycetes; Xylariales; Hypoxylaceae
Product: putative zinc finger in N-recognin-domain-containing protein
Exons: 2
Coding region: 1-1497 (498 amino acids)
Cellular component (GO): cytoplasm
Molecular function (GO): zinc ion binding; ubiquitin protein ligase activity
Source: RefSeq, a predicted model, not a curated record